UGCUCCAUCCUAAACUGUCCUGCUCGAGGUUUCUGUGCUCUGCAGUCUGGGUUGUCGAGGGGAGCCCCUGGCCCGUCGGGGAAACGAAACCAAAAGUGGAUGUAAACAGACGCUCGUUUCCGCGGCAGAGCACUCGGUCUCACGAAGACGUCGACCGUUGAUGAGGAUGAGAAUGGCAGCAGGUAUCUCCAGAGUGAUCCACAGAGCGGUUGCUCUGGUUUCAGCGAUCUGCGUCGAUCUGUUGUUGUUUUACGCAUCGCGGUCGCUCGUGGCGCCGCGCGGCGUCUCCGCGCAUCUGCUCCGUCUCUGGGUGUGCGCGUCCGUCCGGUGCGUGGCACUGACCUCCGUGUCCCGCCUCGGCCUCGGAGACAUCACGCCGUUGCUGGUUCGUGUCAUCGCGGUGCACAGUCUGCUCCCCGCGGUGUUCGACACUGGCGCCACGGUCCUCCUGCGCGCCGAGAGCCAGUGUGGCCGGCGGGCGGACGCGCGCUGCUGCUGGCUGCUGAGCACCGGCGCGUCGCUGGCCGCUGCGCUGUUCUGGGAGACCACCCUCCCGGACAGCGACGAGGCGGCCGCCGGUAAAGAGAAGAAGCAGAAGGCCAGGGUGCUGUUCAUGAGGGUGCUCCGUCUGUACAGACCCGACUACCCGCUGCUGCUCGGAGGGGUUGUGUUCCUGUCGCUGGCUGUGAUCUGUGAGAUGUUCAUCCCGUUCUACACUGGGAGAGUCAUUGACAUCUUGGGAGGUCAGUACCAGCUGAAUGAAUUCAGAUCUGCUCUCCUCUUCAUGGGCCUGUUCUCCUUGGGAAGCUCAGUGAGUGCAGGCAUGAGAGGGGGUCUUUUGCUCUGUGCCAUCAGUGCCUUCACAUGCAGAGUGAAAGUCAAGCUGUUUGGGUCUUUGACCAAACAGGAAAUUGGAUUCUUCGAGUCCAUAAAGACAGGUGAAAUCACACACAGGUUGUCGAAAGACACCACCCUGAUGGGAAGAACCGUGUGCCUGAAUGUCAACGUGCUGCUGAGGACGUUCAUCAAGACGAUGGGCAUGAUCUCCCUGAUGAUGAAUCUUUCGUGGAAGCUCACCUUACUCGUGUUGAUGGAGACGCCCAUCACCGGCCUCAUUCAGAACAUCUACGACACACACUACCAGAGGCUGUCCCUGGCAAUGCAGGCCUCCAUGGCUUUGGCAAACGAAGCAGCGAGUGAGGUGGUGUCCAGUAUUCGCGUGGUGCGGAGCUUUAACGCAGAAAAACAUGAGGCCCGUCGCUAUGGUGACCGCUUGAAAGACAUUCAAGCUCUCAAGAGCCGGCAGGACACUGUCAGAGCCGUUUACCUGCUCACGCGGAGGAUGACAGGUUUGGGCAUGCAGGUCUUAAUGUUGUACUACGGCAGGCUGUUCAUCCGCAGCGGACAGAUGACCACUGGCAACCUGGUGUCCUUCAUCCUCUACCAGUCACACGUUGGAGACAACAUCAGGACGCUCGCCUACAUCGUCGGCGACAUGCUGAACUCGGUGGGGGCUGCUGGGAAAGUGUUCGAGUACAUAGACCGCAAACCUCAGGUGAGCCCUGACGGAAACCUCAAACCCGAACAUCUGACGGGGCGCGUCAGCUUCCGCUGCCUGAGCUUCGCCUACCCUGCAAACCCUAACAAACCAGUGCUGCAGGAUUUUUCUCUGGAGCUGAAGCCGGGUCGGAUGACGGCACUGGUGGGUCCGUCUGGAGAGGGGAAAAGCACCUGUGUGAGUCUGCUGGAGCGAUUCUACGAGCCCCAGGACGGAGAAAUCCUAUUGGACGGUGAACCACUAAAAUCCUAUGACCACCGUUUCCUCCACAAGAAGGUCGCAGUAGUGAACCAGGACCCUUUGCUCUUCUCUGGCUCCAUUCGGGACAACAUCACCUACGGGCUUGCCGACUGCUCAUUGGACGAGAUCCAGGAGGCGGCGCGCAAAGCCAACGCCCACGACUUCAUCAAGCUGAUGGUGAAAGGCUACGAUACAGAGGUGGGUGAGGGCGGCGGCCAGUUAUCCAAGAGCGAGAAGCAGCGGAUCGCCAUUGCUCGGGCUCUGGUCAGACAGCCACAGGUCCUCAUUCUGGACGAAAUCACCAGCUCUCUGGACAAUGACAGUCAAAAUAAGGUUCAGCGGGCCCUGGCCGACGGUCCCGACCAGACCCUGCUGGUGAUCGCUCACAAGCUGGAGACCAUCGAGAAGGCGGAUCAGAUCGUAUUGAUCGGUGGUGGCAAAGUGGAGGAGCGUGGGACUCACCAGGAGCUGAUGGACAUGAAGGGGAGCUACUACAAGCUGGUGGAGAGGCGCUUUGCCGAGUGAAACUCAGCAUGAUGUGAAAGUUCUGUAUAUCGUGAGAGAACUGAUGACUGUGAUGCACAGUCACACAAGUGUCUGGUAACAAAGUGAAGUUUAUGGAAAUUGUUAUGUAAAAAUAUGAAUUCUCAUUCCUUUUCUGUGUUUAUUUAAAUAAAUACGCCUUCACCUUCUGUUGGUAGAAUACAUCUUAUUUAUUUUUAGACUUUUCCACUCCAUUGCCUUGUAUUUGUUUAAUAUGAAUAAAUGUUUCACAUGACAACA
This is a messenger RNA of Scophthalmus maximus (turbot), 2581 nucleotides long. It is a transcript of the gene tap2a, whose product is annotated as transporter associated with antigen processing, subunit type a. The transcript is spliced from 11 exons. Gene Ontology annotation, cellular component: membrane. The record is from RefSeq and is a predicted model, not a curated record. Gene Ontology annotation, molecular function: ATP binding; ABC-type oligopeptide transporter activity; ATP hydrolysis activity. NCBI's taxonomy places the organism in Eukaryota, Metazoa, Chordata, Actinopteri, Pleuronectiformes, Scophthalmidae. Gene Ontology annotation, biological process: transmembrane transport. Bases 161 to 2323 code for a protein of 720 amino acids.